GUCCUCUUUCCGCCGCCUGCCCAGACACCACAGAGCAAUGCCCGGCGGCCGAAAGCGUCCGGCCCCGUUCGCCGGUUUCUCCCCAUUCGCUCGCUCCCUCAUCUUCUCCGCCGCCACGUCAAGCUGUCCAAAAUCGCGUCCUCUCCCCGACGCUUCCACCGCCGCCGAAACCCCUCGCCAAGACGACAUGCCGCGGCCGCCGUCCAAGCGCGUGAAGCGAGCCGAGCCCUCCAGCGACGAGGUGGAGGACCGCGGCAGCAGCGGAAGCGAAGAGGAGAGCUUCAGCACCAGCGGCAGCGACAGCGAUGACGGGGAGGAGUCCUCGGAGGAGCUCGAGACGGUGCAAGCGGACUUCGCCUUCUUCGACCCCAAGCCGAGCGACUUCCAUGGCGCCAGGCUGCUGCUCAAGACGUACCUCGACUCUAAGCCCUGGGACCUCACCGGCUUCGCUGAUCUCAUCCUCGCGCAGACCACUGUAGGCACGGUUGUCAAGUUGGCCGAUGACGAGGAGGAGGAAGGGGAAGGGAACGGUGUUCAGAAGGCCAAUUCUAGUACUAACAAUGACGACGAUGAUCUGUUUGGUCUCAUUAGCGUGCUCAAUUUGGGACAACACGCCGAGCAAAAAUGCAUUAAGGAUCUUAAGGAGUAUCUGCUUGAUGUCUGUCCCGACAAAGGUACUAAGAAGCAGCUCAGAUCUCUGCUUGAAGAGAAAGCGUCGAGCGUGGGCCUGCUGGUGUGUCGCCGCUUUGUGAAUUUCCCUUAUGAACUCGUGCCUAAGCUGUAUGACGCGCUCUUUGACGAGGUUUCCUGGGCAACAGAAGAUGAGCCAACACAAGAACUCCAGGACUCCUUCCGGUUCAAGCACUACCUGUUAAUCGUCAGAAUGCUUGAGAGGAAGACCCCUCCAAAACAUAAAUCAAAGGCGAACAAAGAUGAUGACGAACCUAUUAUCUAUCCAAAGUUUGAGGAUGAAAUUUUUCACGAGCUUAGCUCAUGGUCUUUCACUUUUCCAAUACGUUCUGAAGAGUCAGCUCAGCAGGAGAUGAAGAAUUACAAGGAGAUGGGCUUAGUGAUGGCAAUUAAAGCAGGCACAGUUCCGAAGUUCAGAAAGAAGCUGGGGGAUUUGGUGUCCGAAUAGGAGCGUAAUUGACCGAUGUGGAAUUUUGCUGCUGUCCACGUGGUUUGAACAUUUCCACAUUCAGCUUGUUGUCUGUAACGAUGUGAUUCUGACUGGAGCUUGAAUGGUGGCAAUGGUAUUGACAUUGUCGUUGAUUUGCAACAAGGAUUCUGUUCGUGAACUAAUCAAGUAAAGAGAUUUUGAGCUGUGUUUGUCCUAAGGCAUGUCUUGUAGUGGACUAGUGGUAGAUAAGCACAGCCACACCCUAGUGUAACUGAAGUGGGCACUAGGCAGAACGCCAGGGAUGGGAGUUGAAGAGUGCUGGCCUCCUGAUCAUCAUGGAUGAUAACAUCUUCAGGAAAGUAUCAGCAUGAAGAGAUGUUUUCAGACUGAAACUGCAGGCAUGGGCAGGUGGAACGACUUGUGAUCACAAGUUCUUGAACGCAGACAUGUUUGUUUCGGUUUAUUUCCAGCUUCUGGCCGCUAGAAGCUGUUGCGGACUGACAAAUGUCUAGUUUUUUCAGUUUGUUUUGUGAGAAUCGCUUUUAUAAAAACUGUCCAAAAUCAACGUGAACAUAGAAUUGAUAAAUCUGUCACUUUC
Zea mays is the source of this 1718-nucleotide messenger RNA. RefSeq lists its product as uncharacterized. The record is from RefSeq and is marked validated. NCBI's taxonomy places the organism in Eukaryota, Viridiplantae, Streptophyta, Magnoliopsida, Poales, Poaceae. Bases 38 to 1138 code for a protein of 366 amino acids. Gene Ontology annotation, cellular component: nucleus. The transcript has 8 exons.